UGACAUUCGAAAGGAUUGCUCUAGUUCUUUUAUUUAUGAUUAUGUUAUGUCUCGAAAAUAUCAACUUCUCAUAUAAGUUUACUUUUUUGUUAAUGAAAAUGGUGUCUCAUUUAAAAUGUGUUAAUAUUUCACUGCCCUAAACAUUUCAUGUUUUUGAAGUAAUGAUAUAACAAUUUCAGCUUCUUUUGGAAGCAAUUGAGCAUUCAAACUGAAAUGUGUGUGUCAAAUUUCAGUAUUAAGGAAAUCCCAACUGGCAAAACUCUUAAGAGCUGAAGGAAAAUAGCUGUACUUUUGUAAUGGAAAUAUCAAAUCAACCUUAACAGUUUGUGACAUGGAUAUAUUAAUGAUUUUAUAAUUCAUAGGAAAUUAGAGGAAGUAUCUAUUACUACUUUGUAUUGAAAGUUUAACAAAAUGGUUUUUCUUUAUCAAAUAAACAGUUAGUUCAAAAUAUGCAUUCCUUAAAUGAUGACUUAGGAUUCAAGUUGUUAAAUGAGAAUAUAUGAUGUAUACCUUGGAGAUUUAUCUUGUUUGCUCUUUUUCUCUUAGGAAGCCUGACAAAUAGAAAAAUACAACAAAGUGAAGAGAAAAUUUACUUCAUGAGAACUGAGCUCUGCUUUCAUUUGCUUUUAAAUUUAUUUAUAUUAGUAGCUGAUUAGUGUCAGAUCAUCUCUGUAGUCUUCUGUGGUGAAAUUACUAGGUUAAGCCUGGAAAAAAUGAAACAGUUAAAAAGAAAAAGAAAAAGCAAUUUUAGUGUUCAGGAAACUCAAACUCUCCUUAAGGAAAUCAGAAAAAGGAGAGAAGUACUCUUUUCAAAGCAACUUAAUACAACAAUUAAUGAGAUGAAACGGAAAGCUUGGGAGGAAAUAGCAGAGUGUGUCAAUGCAGUAGGUGAAGGAGAGCAGAGAACAGGGACAGAGGUGAAAAGGCGAUACCUUGACUGGAGAGCACUCAUGAAGAGAAAACGUCUGAAUGCAAACAUCAAAGUAGUGGGUGCUGGGUUUCACCUUCCUUCAUCCAAUUUAGAUGACUCUCUCAAUGAAGACAUGGAUGAGAAAAUGGGAUUUGCAAUUGAAUCUAGUUUUGAAUGGCAGAAUAUCACUGACUUCAGAGAAGCCGGUGGAUCUUUAACAGAAAUCAAAGUAGAAGAGGAAGAGGAGGAUCCGCAGAAUUUUGAAUUUCCUAUUGAGGAAGAAGAAGAAAUACUCUCAUCGGUUCUGCCAGAUUCGAAAAAAGAAAACGACCUACCAGACUUCCCCCACAUUGAAGAGUUUGGAAAUCUGAGCUCUGCUCAAGCUAGGCUAGCCUAUGAAGAUUCUCACUUGCUUAUAAAUCUGGAGAAGCAAAAGGUGGAGCUGGAGAAACAGCGCCUGGACAUCGAAGCUGAAAGGUUGCAGGUGGAGAAGGAGCGCCUGCAGAUUGAGAAGGAGCGGUUGCGGCACGUUGACUUGGAGCGUGAGAGGCUUCAGAUUGAGAAGGAGCGGCUUCAGAUUGAGUGGGAGAAACUCAGGCUAGAGACUCUGCAUGCUGACAAACCUGCCCUGGAAAAUGACCUCACCCAAACUGAAAAACCCAUCAUGCAGCCUCUGGAUCUAGAAACUGAAAAGUUAAAACUUGAAAAGGAACGUUUGCAGUUAGAGAAAGAGAGGCUGCAGUUCCUGAAGUUUGAGUCAGAAAAGCUGCAGAUUGAGAAGGAACGCUUGCAAGUGGAGAAGGAGCGCCUUCGAAUUCAGAGAGAGGGUCACUUGCAGUGAACGUCUCAGCUAAGGUGUCAACGUUAGUGUUUUGAUGUUUCUAAAUUAGAAGUAGUUCUUUCCUUGGUACUGAAACUGUCCUAGAGGCUUAACAUUCUUCUGUUCAGAGUUGAAUGUUGAUGUUAAACUGAAAAAAAAAAUGGUGCUCAAUAUGUCAGUGUGCCUACAUAAAUGAGCUUAUGUGUGAAAUUGCUUUUCCGUGUAUCAGAACUUAAGUGUUAUGUUCUCUUGUCUUCAGUAUUGUGCUGUAUUAGUUCGGUGUCCUCCUCUCAUAGAGGCCUUGAGAAGAAACAAGGCUGAACCUUGUACUUUUUGUCACUGCACUAACAGGAAGGAAGGAUCAGAAUAAAUCAGUGUUUGCUGUGAGGACAUGGUGCUGACGAUAGCCUAUAUGGUAAAGAAGUAUAAUUUUGGCAGAACACAGGAAUAUGGAGUCAUUAUGAGAGUGAUUCAUUAAAUUUUAUUUCACCCACACAUCUUUUUUUCUCCACCCCCACAAUUGGGAAAAACAGUUGAAGAGUUAUCUAGAAGUUAAAGUGCAAGUUAAAUUCCUUGCAGUUGUAUUUACUGUUGUUCCAUAACUUGAAGUGAAGUGCAGAAAAUAGGUUUGAGGGUUUUUUUUAGGUUUGGGUUUUGGU
This is a messenger RNA of Ficedula albicollis (Collared flycatcher), 2389 nucleotides long. It is a transcript of the gene MSANTD4, whose product is annotated as Myb/SANT DNA binding domain containing 4 with coiled-coils. The record is from RefSeq and is a predicted model, not a curated record. The transcript is spliced from 2 exons. Lineage: Eukaryota; Metazoa; Chordata; Aves; Passeriformes; Muscicapidae. Bases 714 to 1751 code for a protein of 345 amino acids.